Molecule: messenger RNA, 2339 nt
Organism: Betta splendens (Siamese fighting fish)
Lineage: Eukaryota; Metazoa; Chordata; Actinopteri; Anabantiformes; Osphronemidae
Gene: grk1a
Product: G protein-coupled receptor kinase 1 a
Exons: 7
Coding region: 187-1878 (563 amino acids)
Biological process (GO): protein phosphorylation; regulation of opsin-mediated signaling pathway; signal transduction
Cellular component (GO): cytoplasm
Molecular function (GO): rhodopsin kinase activity; ATP binding
Source: RefSeq, a predicted model, not a curated record
UGAGUCAGGUAGAUGUGCGGAGGAGACGGGCCUGACGGGUUCAGUGAGGGAAGCGUCUGCAGAGAGGAGACCGACUGAUGCACAGCACCGCCUGGUUCUGAAUCAGUGCAGGGAGAAGAUCUUUCUUUAUCCACGUCCACCUCCCACUCUCCUCAGUCCUCCUCUGCACUGCUCCACUGUGUCGCCAUGGACAUCGGUGGCCUGACGACAGUGGUGGCCAACUCUGCCUACAUCUCGGCCCGCGGGAGCUUCGACGGCACCGCCAACCCCGCCGCCAACAGGGACAAGAAGUACCGCUCCCGCCUGAGGCUGCCGCACAUCACGGUGUGCGAGGGCCUGCAGGAGACUCUGGAUCUAGGCUUCCACACGGUGUGCACGGAGCAGCCCAUCGGCAAGCGCCUCUUCCAGGAGUUCCUGGACUCCAACGGUGAGUAUAGGGGCCCGUGCCGCCUCUGGAAGGACAUUGAGGAGUACAACAUGGCCGAGGAUGAGGAUCGCGGGAACAAAGCCAGCAAGAUCCUGUCUCGAUACAUGGAGCCCGGUGCCAAGUAUUAUUGCCCCUUCCUUCCUGAAAAUGGCAUCACAAAGGUCAAAGAGAAGCACAAAGAGGCCGGAGACGACCUCUUCAAUGAGACCAUGGACAGCGUGAUGGACUUUCUCAAGGAGGUGCCCUACAUGUUCUUUCUGGAGAGCAUGUACCUGAAGAGGUUCCUGCAGUGGAAGUGGCUGGAGACGCAGCCCGUGGAGGAGGACUGGUUCCUGGACUUCCGCGUGUUGGGGAAGGGGGGGUUCGGGGAGGUGUCGGCCUGUCAGAUGAGGGCCACGGGGAAACUGUACGCCUGCAAGAAGCUCAACAAGAAGAGGCUGAAGAAGAGAAAAGGCUACGAGUCUGCCAUGGUGGAGAAGAGGAUCCUGGCUCGGGUUCACAGCAGGUUCAUCGUGUCCCUGGCCUACGCCUUCCAGUCGAAGACCGAGCUGUGUCUGGUCAUGACCAUCAUGAACGGAGGAGACCUGAGGUAUCACAUCUACAACGUGGAUGAGAACAAGCCAGGGUUUGAGGAGCCCAGAGCCUGCUACUACGCUGCACAGAUCAUCCAGGGCCUGGAGCACCUGCACCAGAAGAGAAUCAUCUACAGGGACCUCAAACCUGAGAACGUGCUGCUGGAUAACCAAGGUAACGUUCGUAUCUCUGACCUUGGACUCGCUGUGGAGCUGGCUGACGACCAGCUCAAAACCAAAGGCUACGCUGGGACUCCGGGUUUUAUGGCCCCAGAGCUUCUGAGGGGGGAGGAGUACGACUACUCCGUAGAUUAUUUUGCCCUGGGGGUCACUCUUUACGAGUUCCUGGCUGCCAAGGGCCCCUUCAGGACCCGAGGAGAAAAGGUGGAGAACAAGGUGGUGAAGAAGCGUAUUCUGAACGACCCAGUGAUGUAUCCAGAGAUGUUCUGUGAGAAGGCCCGGUCCAUCUGUGACGCCCUGCUGUGCAAAGAAGUCAACAAGAGGCUUGGCUUCAAGGACGGAUCGUGUGACGAGCUCAGGGCACAUCCCUUCUUCAGCCAGAUGAACUGGAGGAAGCUGAAUGCAGGGAUCCUCACGCCCCCGUUCGUCCCAGACUCCAAGACAGUCUAUGCCAAGAACAUCGACGACGUCGGGGCCUUCUCCACCGUUAAAGGUGUGCACCUGGAAGACAGGGACAGGGAGUUCUUCGACGAGUUCGCCUCGGGGAACAUGGCCAUCCCCUGGCAGGAGGAGAUGAUUGAGACGGGCGUCUACGGGGAGCUCACGGUCUGGGGCCCUGACGGCGCGUUGCCCAAUGACCUGCGGCGUGAGUCCAUCCUGGAGCAGCCGCCCAAGUCGUCCACCUGCACAGCGUCCUGAGACGCUGCGGCGCACAAACCAGCUUCAAAACCUCAGCACUGCUUUGAGGCGGACUGAAGAUGAGACACCUGCACUGUCACCUGAACUUUCCCUUUCUGGCCAGGUUUUUGCUGCUGUAUGAUGCUGCACUGCACAAUAAUGUUUAAGGUUUAUGCUGAUUUCUAUAGUGCUCUGUAUCAUGCAUCAUUCAGUGGUCUGAGUGCAUGUUCCAGCGUGAAUAAGCUGUAAGUAAUAGAUGACCAGGCGCUGGUGCCUGAUAGGUCUGAGGCCUCUUAGACGCAAUAUUUUGUUAUAUUUAUUAAUAUUUUUGAAAGCAAAGUUUCUGCACGUGCUGAUGUUUUUAACAAUGUUUCAAAUCAGGUCCUUUCAGUUAAACUGUCUUAUUUUGCUUCCAACGAUUACUGUAAAUAAGCGUGUGUUCACUGGUGCAAAUUUGUUUAUACCUUCAAAUAAAAACGUUG